CGCAUCCAUCAGCGUGCACAUGCUUGUUCAAGAACUGACACGUGGACGUUUGAGUGUGCCAUCUGAUCGGGGCGAGUGGUCGCCAAUGGAACGAGAUCCGCAAACACACCCCGAGGGAGUUUAAUGUCGUCGACAAGCAUCGCCAUGACACCCGAGAAACACAUGCACUUAGCGAAACCCUUUCCACCUUGUGCGAGAUCGUUGCGGCAUCAUGACGGUCAAACGUGGAUCGACGAUGCAACCGAGGACGACUUCAAGGACGACCCAUGGACGACCGUCGUCCCUUACAUGAACCGGCAUCUCGACGAAUGGAACGAAAAUGACUGGAAGGCGAUGGAGCGUUCCUGCCCACGGGCAAGCCAUUACAAGUUUGCAAACAUGUUGGAGUUCGGGAGCCUCAUUGCGCUGCCUGAUGGUGUCCUCCGUCGAAAGACUCUGGACGAUAAGGGUAAACCGGUCCACUUCAUUACCAACUUCAGACGUCGCCUCCACUGCGAGUAUAUCACAUCUUCGCCACGAACUUGGGGAAGUUCGCAGAAGCAAGAGUUUGUGGACUGCGCUCGUCAUUGUUCGUUCGUGGAACACUACCCACCCCGUUGCCCAGGGACUUCUCCACAAGCUCUGUCGUACUGUUGUGUGCGGUUGACGGAUGACGGAUGUCCUUUCUCCAAAGUGCUAUGUGUGGCUUCUUCAAGCAAAAGUAGGAAACUUAUGGAUGCAGUUGUGCUUGGGUUACACAACGAGAUGGUGCUUCAGGGAUCCAAGUUCAAGGCGGUCAUGUCUCGCCCAGAUGUAGAUGGGCGGUCAGACUUGGUGAGAUCAGGUCAGUGUGCAGACUUUCCUCUUCUGACGUACUUCGAAAACAUGGAUGAGAUUUUGGGCUUCAUUGAAAUAAAAGUCCCUGGACAACUGGCGAUCAUCACAAAGGGAGGAGCGUUUCCUUUUCAGUAUAAGAGAAUCUACAGGAUCAAGGCGGGAGGACGAACAAUGUUUGUCAUCAUGGUAAGGUUUACUGAUCAAAACAUUUUCGACAUGCGAAUAUAUGAGUGUCGGGGGGAAAAUUGGAUGCGAGGAAAUUUUACAAGAGCUUAUGUAAAUACUUCAGAAGUUCUUUUUGCCUUGAGACGUGCUGUGCUCAGAGCAGUGGGUGACAUUGAGGGUUUCUCGUUUGCCAUUACGGAUUUUGAAGGUCUGCCUCAACCUCCAAUCACGGCUUGCAUGGUGGACGGUUCGACAUGGGAACCGAUAGUGAACGCUCUGCGAAGAGGCUUCUUCUGAAGACUUUAACUUUUUAAGAUUUUUCAUGACCAGUCAUACGUUUCUAGAGUUUUGUGUCAUUAUGUC
This is a messenger RNA of Chara braunii, 1344 nucleotides long. The record is from the annotation of a GenBank genome assembly. NCBI's taxonomy places the organism in Eukaryota, Viridiplantae, Streptophyta, Charophyceae, Charales, Characeae.